GUCUACUUCAGGCAUUCGUCUCAACGCUUCCGUCGGAUGACAAUGUCACGAGCGUCCUUUAACGAGUUGUUGAUAGAGGAAGUGGCAAAGCGCCCACCUUUGUGGGACGUUUCUCUCGUCGAGUACAGAAAAUCCACGAAUAGGACUACGCUAUGGGAAGAAAUCAAGGCAGCGCUUGAAAUCGUCGAUCCUAGAGUUACAGUUGACGAGGUCCAAAGCCAGUGGCGCAUCCUCAAGGACACAUACCGAAGAAAACUAACAGAGCUGAAGGAUGAGACAAGGAGUGGCUCUGGCUGCAAAGCCAAAUCACGACGAUGGCCCUACAUGGAGCCCAUGCGAUUCAUGUUGGACUUGAUGGAACCACACCAAAGCCACAGCAACAUGUACAUUGAGGUACAUGAGAUGCCCGAGGUUGGGACACUGGAAAGUGACUGGCAGCCAGAAGGCGACCACCAGCCAGCAGGCGAUUGCCAGCCAACAGGCGAUGACCAGCGAGCAAGCGACGACCAGCUAGGAAGCAGCCGAGGGAAGGCGACCUUGGAAGGGCAUUCCACACAACCUUUGUUUGAAGAUAUUUAUAACGCUCCGGAAUGCCCCUCCGAGAUGCCUGGAUCCUCUGGAACACAAGUCCCCUGGCCACAAAGGCAAGGCAUUAAAAGAAAGAAAGACACGAAGGAGUUGGAAUCGGCUGACACCCAGCUUGCAUCUGUGAAGAGAGCAUUAGGAGCAUUUAAGCCCAUGACAUCUACAGCAUACUUUCUGCUCUCGUUAGAAGAAGCGAUGAAUGAGACACCUAAGCACAUGCAGCAACACCUACGACUAGAAAGGAUGAAUGUUGUUUCAUCGUAUAGUUGUGGGGUGUACCCAGAUCUCAUUACACGGAAAACAGAUCCAAACACUGGCUUCUUCAUAGAUGUACCAGAGGAUCAAUAAAACUACUCUUCCUGUCUCAUU
Messenger RNA from Dermacentor silvarum, 954 nucleotides. RefSeq lists its product as uncharacterized. Gene Ontology annotation, cellular component: transcription regulator complex; nucleus. The transcript is spliced from 3 exons. The coding region runs from base 37 to 933 and encodes 298 amino acids. The record is from RefSeq and is a predicted model, not a curated record. Gene Ontology annotation, biological process: regulation of transcription by RNA polymerase II. NCBI's taxonomy places the organism in Eukaryota, Metazoa, Arthropoda, Arachnida, Ixodida, Ixodidae.